Messenger RNA from Lentinula edodes (shiitake mushroom), 3494 nucleotides. RefSeq names its product P-loop containing nucleoside triphosphate hydrolase protein. Lineage: Eukaryota; Fungi; Basidiomycota; Agaricomycetes; Agaricales; Omphalotaceae. Gene Ontology annotation, cellular component: nucleus. Gene Ontology annotation, molecular function: nucleic acid binding; ATP binding; RNA helicase activity. The transcript has 7 exons. The coding region runs from base 74 to 3367 and encodes 1097 amino acids. The record is from RefSeq and is a predicted model, not a curated record. Gene Ontology annotation, biological process: mRNA splicing, via spliceosome.
CGCACUCUUCCGUUAAACACUCACACUACUUAUUACAUCCUUUUUUCUCCGUUCUACUUUCGGGGAACGAGUUAUGGUUCGCAGAGACAGGUCGUACUCUCCAGAUUCGUCGAAUAAAAGGGUAAGACACUCUCAUCGCUCUUCACCCCGGUCUCCAUCGCCAACGAGGCGCAGCUCCCAAAGGUCCAGCAAUAGGAAAUACGACGAUGAAAGAGACAGGGAUUGGGAUAGAGAUAGGGAACGUGACCGGGUGAGAGAAAGGGAUAGAGACAGAGAUAGGGAUAGGGACAGGGAUAGAGAACGGGACAGAGACAGAGACAGAUACCGGGACGACAGGCAUAAAGAAGACCGGAGAAGAGACCACAGAGACGAUAAACGUCUCUCCCCAUCCAGAGAACGUGACCGUGACCGUCGUCCAGCAUCACCUCGCAAAGACACUCCGAGAGACUCACCUGCUCCAGGCGCAACACCGGCACCAGCUACACCAGAGGACGAUGCCAUCAAAGCUAAACGCGCACGUCUCGAGGCAUGGAAGAAACAACGGGAAGCCCAAAAGGCCCUCGGUGAAGCCAAGGCAAAAGCUAUGGCCCUGGCUGGCAAAUCCGCUCCACCAGCACCCAACAACACCACCAACAACAAUGUCGAGCUUCCCACCAAACCAGCUCUCGCCGCCAUCAAAGGUCUCCCAGCAAAACCCGAAUUCGCUGCCGCCGGGUUCAAAGGUCUCCCUGUGAAACCCGACUUUGUUAGCACAAAACAGCUGACGAUGGAUGAUUCGGUGGAGACAAAGCGCAAGUUGGAGAAGCUGGAGGAUAUGCCUGCCGUGGAUAUGACUAUGGGUGGAGAAGGUGAACCCAGUGUCGGCGACCUUGAGGUGGAUGAUGAUGACGAAGAGGCUAAUAGGAUGGACCUUGCUAUCAAGAAAGCCGCCGCUGCCUCCGCCGCUAUGGACGUUGUCGAGGAGGACGAAGCUGAUCCUUUGGAUGCAUUCAUGAGUGGUGUGAAGGAGGAAGUGAAGAAGGUGAACUUGGAGGACAUGAAAAAAGCCGUGUCUUCUAACGGCCGACUUAGCAGACGUAUGGAUCAAGGCGACGACGAGGACGACAAUGUCGUGGAAGGUCCAGGUCCCGACGAACUUGACACCACCGAGCUCAAUCUGGAAGAUAUCCUUGCUCUCGCUGCGAAAAAGGCGAAGAAAAAAGACCUGGCUGCAGUCGACCAUUCUCGCGUCAAGUACGAAUCAUUUAGGAAGGAGUUUUAUGUUCCUCCGCCUGAUAUCGCUGCUAUGACUGAAGAAGAAGCUGAUCUUCUCCGUCUCGAAUUAGACAGUAUAAAGAUUCGUGGCUUGGACUGCCCCAAACCAGUUGUGAAAUGGAGUCAUUAUGGGCUUCCAGCAAACUGUCUCGAUGUCAUCAAAAAGCUCAACUAUACCGCCCCCACCUCUAUCCAAGCCCAAGCUAUCCCUGCCAUCAUGUCUGGACGGGACGUAAUUGGUGUCGCAAAAACGGGUUCAGGGAAGACGAUUGCUUUUCUAUUGCCUCUGUUUCGUCAUAUCAAGGACCAGCGUCCCUUAGAGCAGAUGGAGGGUCCCAUCGCGAUUGUAAUGACCCCAACGCGUGAACUGGCUGUGCAAAUCCAUCGAGAAUGUAAACCUUUCCUCAAGGUGAUGAAUCUUCGAGCCGUAUGCGCGUAUGGAGGUUCACCCAUCAAAGACCAGAUCGCCGAACUCAAGAAAGGUGCAGAAAUCAUCGUCUGCACCCCGGGCCGGAUGAUUGACCUCCUCACCGCCAAUUCUGGUCGCGUCACGAACCUCAAGCGAGUGACUUAUGUGGUUCUGGACGAAGCGGAUCGUAUGUUCGAUAUGGGUUUCGAGCCUCAAGUCAUGAAAAUUAUCAACAACGUCCGUCCCGACCGUCAGACUGUCCUCUUCUCCGCAACGUUCCCUAAACAGAUGGACUCUCUCGCACGGAAGAUCCUUCGAAAGCCGCUUGAGAUCACUGUCGGAGGUCGGUCUGUGGUCGCAGCAGAGAUUGAGCAGAUCGUCGAAGUUCGGGCAGAGGAUACCAAGUUCACGAGGCUGCUAGAGAUUCUGGGGCAGAUGUAUAACGAGGAUCCCGAGUGUCGUACGCUGGUCUUCGUCGAUAGACAAGAAGCCGCAGAUAACUUACUUCGCGAACUUAUGCGUAAGGGGUAUCUCUGUAUGUCGUUGCACGGAGGGAAGGACCAGGUUGAUCGUGAUUCGACGAUUGCGGAUUUCAAGGCCGGUGUGGUGCCGAUCGUUAUUGCUACUUCGGUUGCUGCAAGAGGGUUGGAUGUGAAGCAGUUGAAACUUGUCAUUAACUAUGAUGCACCGAAUCAUAUGGAGGAUUAUGUGCAUCGGGCGGGACGUACUGGAAGAGCAGGGAACAAGGGGACAUGUGUGACAUUCAUUACGCCAGAGCAGGACAGGUAUUCUGUGGAUAUAUACCGUGCGCUCAAAGCUAGUAAUGCAACCGUUCCCAAGGAUCUCGAGGAGCUAGCUAAUGGUUUCUUGGACAAACUCAAAACUGGGAAAGCACAAGCUGCAGGCUCUGGCUUCGGUGGUAAAGGUCUUGACCGGCUUGACAAGGAGCGCGACGCUAAAGAGAAGGCUGAACGUAAAGCUUAUGGUGAACCAGAGGAAGAAAAGCCUGCUGUCACGGAGGAAGCAGCCCCAGGCGGCGCCACCGCCAAUGCUGCCGCAGACGAUAUGACUUUCGGAAACUUCAAAGUCGAAAUCAAACGUGGUCCGGCACCGGAUUCUUCCAAGGGCUUACUGGGCGUCGCAGGCGCUGCUGCCGCUGCACGUAAACUCGCACAUGCCAAGGAGGAAGAGAAAAUACAAGCCCAAAUGCGUGCUGCUGAGGAAGCCGCCGCUCGUGCCGGCAAGGAUUCUCCUGCACAUAAACAAGCUUUGAGUGUGGUCGCGAAAUUGAACGCACAGCUGAGGGCGUCCAAGUUGGUCUUGCAGUCGCAGUUGGCGUUUGAACAGCAGGGUGGUGUAGUGGAUAAGAAGAACAAUCCUGAUUCAACGGACUUCCAUGCGAUAAUACCGAUUAAUGACUAUCCACAGAAGGCGAGGUGGAGAGUUACGAAUAAGGAGACGAUGGUUCAGCUCAUCGACAUGACUGGUGCUUCCGUCACGAACAAGGGAAUAUACUAUGAUCAAGGCAAAGAGCCUCCCCUCGACGGUCCUCCUAAACUCCACCUACUGGUCGAGUCAAACGAAGAGUAUAGAGUUGAACAAGCUGUUCGCGAAAUUAAACGAUUGCUUAUUGAGGCUUCUGCGGCUGCUCUUCAAGCCGAAAUGCGUAAUCCUACUGCAACUGGCAGGUAUAGUGUCCUAUAAGUGCAGAGUAUUCGUUAUUACAGUAUAUCCUAUUUACAAUCGACGUUAUAAAAUACUGUAAACAGUAAUGCAUCGUUCAAAUACAUUGAGGAUUCGAUCCAAUGGAAAAAACCGAGGUAAUCGGAGG